AUGUCCAACUUCGACUUGUCUUUGCUUGACCCGCCUUGCUCGCCUUCGCCUGAGGCUGAGGCACCUGUCGAGGCUGCGCUGGUUGUCAAGGAGCCGGCUCAGGAAAUUCCUGAGGCUGCACCUGUUGUUGAGUCCACUGGCGACCGUGUCCUCCACAUUUGGAACACGCUCCUUCCAUCAGUGGGUGUGUUGUUGGGCUCACAUCCAAAGCUCCUCCAAGAGCAUCUGGAGGAUAUUGAGUCGUGGCUCCACGAGUGGGUGCACUUUGAGGCUAAUGUGCACAUCUGCAUGCGCGAUGCGCUGGAAGCCGAGGUGCUCCUUCCGAUCGGUGAUGAGGAGAAGGAGAUACUGCAGGAUUUUAAUGAGUGGGUCGGAGUGGCGAGGAAAACAGUGAGCGGGUGGAAGGAGGUGGCAGAGAAGAUCAUGGCAGAGGCGUGUGUGGCUCAUGCAGCAAAGGAGAAGGGGAAGGGAAAGGAGAGAAAGGAGAACCCAGACAUGGGCAAACUUAAGGCUGGCACAUCUACCAAGUGCAAGGCCUCCGAAACUGCGGUGGCGCCAUGCAAAGUGCCUUGCGUGGCUAAAGAGCACAUUCCAAUGGUCAAGCCAACCACAGCCGAUGAUGCCAAUGACUCUGGCGAGUCUGAGGUGGAGGUCCAGGAAGUGCCGAAGAAGGUGCACCCUGUGCCCAGGCUGGUGAAGCCUUUGCCCAUGUGCACUGCUGCAGGGCCUUCAAGGGUUCGCGCUGAUGAUUUGGACAAUGAGCGCCUUCGUGCCGACAACAAACAUCUGCGGGAGGAGGCACGCAAGCAGCAACAAGAGCUCAUCGCAAUGAGCAACCAGCUUUACUUGUUUUCGGAUGAAUGGAGGAUGAUGGGGCAAGAGAUGGAUGACUUCAUUGUGGGGCAGGAGCGGGCGUAG
This is a messenger RNA of Suillus bovinus, 918 nucleotides long. RefSeq lists its product as uncharacterized. Bases 1 to 918 code for a protein of 305 amino acids. The record is from RefSeq and is a predicted model, not a curated record. NCBI's taxonomy places the organism in Eukaryota, Fungi, Basidiomycota, Agaricomycetes, Boletales, Suillaceae. The transcript has 5 exons.